UUCCACAACAGAACAAGUUUCAUCCUGAAGGCUUGUAGGAAGUGCUUACUUUUGUUCAAAGAAAGGAGUAUUGGAAUGAAUAACAUCACGUGUAGUAGUGUGUGUGGUGUUUAGAGAACAAAGAGAUUUGUACAUUAGUAGAAUUAACACUUGCAAGUGCUGAACUUGGGCCAGAAUUAAACCUAAUCUUGGUCAUAAUGAAGAAAUAGAAAAAACACUAACAUGAAGAAGAAGAGGGGAACCAAGAAAAUCAAGAAAGAGGUGGUUGAAAAGGAGGAGGAAAGCAAAGUGAUCAAAGAGCAGACAGAAGCAUUAUCCACUGUAUCCACCAGCGAAGGCUCACACAACACAACAGUAGACUUGAGCAAUAUCUUAUCCAGCUCCCUUUCAUCAGAAUCGAGUGAGGAAAACUUCCCUCUUGACCCAAUGGACAUUCGGGAAAUCAGUGCCAAGAUUUCAGCAUCUGAAUUUAUUUCAUCGAGGAGGAAGGGAGAAAUCUGGGAUGAGAUUUGCUCUGAGGCUGCAAGUAGUAAAAAUAGCUGAUCGUGUUGCAACUUUUUUUUUCUUUUUCCUCUUAUGAUGUAAAUUUUUAAUUGUACAGUGGAUAAGUACAUUUAAUGUUUUUAGUCUUUUGAGUAAAUAUUUGACAUGGAGUGCUUUUGGACUUGUUGAUACCAAAGAAUAAGACUGAGUGAUUGUUAUAAGGAAUUCCAAGAUGAUCAGUUUUAUGCCAUGAACUCCAUUGUAAGGGCUUGGAAGGUGCCUCCUUUUGAAGGACUUAAUUUGGCAGUGAGAGACCAUUUCCAAGAGUGGAAGCCCUUCCCAAUUUUUGACCAUAGCCAGUCCUUGAACCACUAUGCUGUGGGACCCUUCUGGUCCACACUUUAUUACCAUAGUACUACAACAGCCUUUGUAACACAUCAUCAGUUUUGAGCUACUGAAGCUUUGGAGGCCGAUAGCAGUGCUAAAAAUAUUUAUAAAAUUUAAGAGCCAAACGAAUGCAAGAUGACAGACAGAGUGGUGGUACUCCUAGACAUGGACUGCUUCUAUGUGCAAGUGGAGGAAAGGGACAACCCUCACAUAAAAGGGGUCCCAGCUGCUGUGGUACAGUACAACUCUUGGAAGGGUGGCGGAAUUAUUGCUGUCAACUACGAAGCACGAGCCUUUGGUGUCAAGAGAGGAAUGCGGGGAGAUGAAGCUCGUGGCAAGUGCCCUGACAUCCAGCUGGUUCAGGUGCCUGUAAAUCGUGGCAAGGCUGACCUCACCAAGUAUCGUGAUGCUGGUAAAGAGGUUAUAAAAGUACUGUGCGAGUUCAGUGACUGUGUUGAGAGAGCCAGCAUAGAUGAAGCCUAUAUAGAAUUAACACAAACAGUAGAAGAUAGGAUCAAGAAGAAGAAUGGCACCCACAUUGCUACUGAUAUGCUGAAGUCAAGCUGGGUUGUUGGAUAUGAUAAGACUGAGGAUGGGGACCAACAAGGAGUCAGAGAGAAGGGUGUUCAUGAAUGGUUAAACAGUGUUUUUGAAAAUGGAGAGGAUGCAGCUUUGCCUCUUGAUUCCAACCAUCCUCACUGGGAUAAUGUAAGAUUAGCUUAUGCAGCACUUAUUUGUGAAGAGAUGCGAGCAGCUGUCUUGGCGCAGACAGGGUUCAAAUGUUCAGCAGGGAUUACUCACAAUAAGAUGCUUAGCAAAUUGGCGUGUGGUCUCCACAAGCCAAACCAGCAGACUGUCCUACCACAGGAUGAAGUUAGCCAGCUGUGGGAUGGUUUGCCUGUAGGAAAAGUACGUCACCUAGGAGGAAAGCUUGGAGACUCACUCACUGAGGAGAUGGGCUGCAACACAAUGGGUGACCUGGCAAAAUUGUCUCUCCAGCAACUAAUUGGCAGAUAUGAUAAUAAAACGGCGCAUUGGCUGUUCAAACUUGGUAAAGGAGUGGACACAGAGCAAGUCACUUCUCGCCAGUUGCCGAAAAGUAUUGGCUGUGGCAAAAACUUCCAAGGAAAAGAGGCACUAAAUACACAAGAGAAGGUAAUAUGUUUGGUUGUGUUUGAGGAUGUUGCUUUCCAGCUCUUUUUGGACCCGAAAAUAAAAGUUUCCGGGUGGCUUCAAAAUCAGCGCACAGGGCUGGCCCUGACUCUGCCUGUGUGCUGGCUGGGGCCCGCUGUUGAGUCAGAGCGAGAUCCCCGAUACAGCAUCACACCGGCAGCACGCCCGGCAAUAUCCCCCCCCCUCCAGUGUUAUAAAACUUUUGGUUUAAACCCAUUUGUGCCACCUCCCUGA
Molecule: messenger RNA, 2277 nt
Organism: Penaeus vannamei (Pacific white shrimp)
Lineage: Eukaryota; Metazoa; Arthropoda; Malacostraca; Decapoda; Penaeidae
Source: RefSeq, a predicted model, not a curated record